Molecule: messenger RNA, 2304 nt
Organism: Morchella importuna
Lineage: Eukaryota; Fungi; Ascomycota; Pezizomycetes; Pezizales; Morchellaceae
Exons: 4
Coding region: 1-2304 (767 amino acids)
Source: RefSeq, a predicted model, not a curated record
AUGAAGGUAUCAAGCACCCCGCUCGCUGCGGUCUUUCUUUCCGUUACCCUCUUCACUACAGCAUUAUCGAAACCUAUUGCCAUACCCGAAUCAAAGAACCUUUUCCGCCCCAAUGCGGCGGACUUGACGGCGGACUUGGAGACUCCUGUGGUGAGGCUGAGGGAUCAAUCGGAGGAGAUAUUAGAGGAGGAGAAGGUAGAGGAGGAGAAGGUAGAGGAGGACAAGGUAGAGGAGGAGAAGGUAGAGGAGGAGAAGGUAGAGGAGGAGAAGGUAGAGGAGGAGAAGGUAGAGGAGGAGAAGGUAGAGGAGAAGGUAGAGGAGAAGGUAGGGGAGGAAGAGGGAGAAGAGGCCGAGGCUCCGGUGGUACUGGGGGCAACUGCAACUGGAACCACGACUGCUACAACUGGUACAACUGGCGCUGGAACAGGCACAAGAACCGGUAGUGGAACCGGCUUAGGUAGUUCUGGGACUGGCAGCGGGGCAGGAACCGGGACACGUACUGGAACCACUGGAACCACAAGAACCGGGACAGGUACUGGAGCCACUGGAACCACAGGAGCCGGGACAGGUACUGGAGCCACUGGAACCACAGGAGCCGGGACAGGUACUGGAACCACUGGAACCACAGGGACCACAGGAACCAACGGUGGCGCCGGUACCGGAAGUGCUGCUAGCACAGAGUCUGGCACUACCUCGAGUACCGACACUGGCGCUGGCACCUCAACUGGUACUACGACAGGCACCGGGUCUGGCACUGGCACCGGCACUGGCACUGGCACAGCUGCUAGCACCGAGUCUGGCACUACCUCCAGCACCAACACUGGCGCUGGCACCUCAACUGGUACUACGACAGGCACCUCGUCUGGCACUGGCACUGGCACCGGCACUGGCACCGGCACUGGCACCGAUACCACUGGCACCACAACUGGCACUGGCACUGGCACUGGCACUGGCACUGGCACCGACACCACUGUUGUAUGUACAGAUGGUACUGAUACCGUUGUUACCGAUGCUGCAGGUGCAGUUGUCACUACCAGCGCUGUAGUUACUGAUGCUGCGGGUGGAGCCGUAGCGACUGCUGCUCCAAUUGUCGCUACUGCUAGUGAAGUCUUUGUUACUGCAAGCACAGUCAUUACGGAUGCUGCUGGUGCUGUUGUGACUGAUACUGCGGGUAUAGUCACUACUACUGGCACCACAGGCACCGGCACCGAUACCACUGGCACCACCACUGGCACCACAGGCACCACAGGCACCGGCACCGAUACCACAGGGACUGACACCGGCACCGGCACUGGCACAGCUGCCAGCACCGAGUCUGGCACUACCUCUAGCACCGACACUGGCGCUGGCACCUCAACUGGUACUACGACAGGCACCGGGUCUGGCACUGGCACUGGCACUGGCACUGGCACUGGCACCACAGGGGCCGGCACCGGCACCGGCACUGGCACAGCUGCCAGCACCGAGUCUGGCACUACCUCCAGCACCGACACUGGCGCUGGCACCUCAACUGGUACUACGACGGGCACCUCGUCUGGCACUGGCACUGGCACUGGCACUGGCACCGAUACAACUGGCGCCACAACUGGCACUGGCACUGGCACCGAUACCACUGGCACCACAACUGGCACCACAACUGGCACCGGCACCGAUACCACUGGCACCACAACUGGCACCGGCACUGGCACCGAUACCACUGGCACCACAACUGGCACCACAACUGGCACCACAACUGGCACUGGCACUGGCACCGGCACUGGCACUGGCACUGGCACUGGCACCGAUACCACUGGCACCACAACUGGCACCGAUACCACUGGCACCACAACUGGCACCACAACUGGCACCAGCACAGGUACCGCUGGAACCGCCACGGGAACAACUGGAACAACUGGAACAACUGGAACAACUGGAACAACUGGAACAACCGGAACGACCGGAACGACCGGAACCACUCCAUGCACCGACACCACCGACACCACCGACACCACCGACACCACUGUCACCACUGUCACAACAGAGACCACCGAGACCGUUGACACCACCGAGACCGUUGACACCACUGACACCACCGAGACCACCGAGACCACCGAGACCGUUGACACCACUGACACCACUGUCACAACAGAGACCACCGAGACCGUUGACACCACCGAGACCGUUGACACCAUUGACACCACGGAGACCACCGAGACCACCGAGACCGUUGACACCACUGACACCACUGACACCACGGAUAUGACCGAGGCCGCUGACACCGGCACUGGUACUGGUACUGGCACAGUAGUCACCGUUGCGGCGUAG